GGACAGCAUCUUCACUUUAUAUGUACUCGCGAGGUCUGACCAUGACUUGCGGCUCCUUCCGUUACGCGUGUCCUAACACACGAGGUCUGAUGCCCUCUCAUCUCAGUUGCCGACCGAAUAGCUUCCACACCACGAAGCGACCGCCAGGAUCUCACUGGAGCCCACCUUCUACGAGCGCACUACCGGCCAAGUCGACUUCAGCCUAACCCUCGUUACUCUUGUUUUUAUUGUGCGCUCGGCCACCUCCCUUGUCUUCUCAAACAGCCUGCAAAGCAUCGGCAUCGGCCGCGCUGGGGCUAU
Schizophyllum commune H4-8 is the source of this 300-nucleotide messenger RNA. RefSeq lists its product as uncharacterized. The record is from RefSeq and is a predicted model, not a curated record. Lineage: Eukaryota; Fungi; Basidiomycota; Agaricomycetes; Agaricales; Schizophyllaceae. The transcript has a single exon. The coding region runs from base 42 to 206 and encodes 54 amino acids.